This is a messenger RNA of Ficedula albicollis (Collared flycatcher), 2462 nucleotides long. It is a transcript of the gene SLC4A1, whose product is annotated as solute carrier family 4 member 1 (Diego blood group). Bases 84 to 2351 code for a protein of 755 amino acids. Gene Ontology annotation, molecular function: solute:inorganic anion antiporter activity; bicarbonate transmembrane transporter activity; monoatomic anion transmembrane transporter activity. Gene Ontology annotation, biological process: bicarbonate transport; transmembrane transport; monoatomic anion transport. Gene Ontology annotation, cellular component: plasma membrane; basolateral plasma membrane. The transcript has 16 exons. The record is from RefSeq and is a predicted model, not a curated record. Lineage: Eukaryota; Metazoa; Chordata; Aves; Passeriformes; Muscicapidae.
GCCCCGCAGAGCGCCGGGUUAUGGUGGCGCCGGGCUGAGCGCCGGGACGCGCCGAGGCGGCAGCGGGGGCCGAGCCCGGAGCCAUGGAGGGGCCCGGCCAGGAGGCCUACGAGGAGGGGAUGAGGAGGACCCUGGACCCCGAAGGCUACGAGGACCCCGGCCUGAAGAGCUCUCACCUGUCACUGGGCGAGAUGAGCACUGUGUCAGUGACCGAUGUGGAACUGGAGGCAACGGGGAGCAGGAGGCUCCUGUCCCAGCAGGACACCCAUGAGGGAUACGUGGAGCUGCACGAGCUGGUGCUGGACAAUGCAAAGGACUUGUGCUGGAUGGAGGCUGGCCACUGGCUCAAGCUGGAGGAGGACUUCCAGGAAUCGGGGGACUGGAGCCAGCCCCAUCUCUCCUUCCUGACCUACCACAGCCUGCUGGAGAUCCGCCGGGCUCUGAACAAAGGCGCCAUUCUCCUCGGCGUGGAGGCCACCUCGCUCCCGGCCAUCGUCCACAUCCUCCUGGACCAGCUCAUCUACGAGGGGCAGCUGAAGCCGCAGGACCGGGACGAUGUCAUGAGGACGCUGCUCCUGCGCCACGGCCACCCCACCGAGGAUGAGUCCGUGUGGACGAUGCCGCCGGCGCUGGUGCAGCGCUCGGGCAGCAGCAGGACGGACGUGGAGCGGCCACUGCUGCGGGAGCAGCGGCCCAUGGAGAUGAGCAGGAUGGCAGGGAAGGAGCAGAGCGGGGUGCCCAAACCCCAACUCCUGGAGACAAUCCCCGAGGGCGCCGAGGCCACCCUGGUCCUUGUGGGCUGUGCAGCCUUCCUGGAGCAGCCCGUGCUGGCCUUUGUGCGCCUGAAGGAGGCGGUGACAAUGGACGGUGUCCUCGACGUGUCCAUCCCCGUGCGCUUCCUGGUCGUGGUCCUGGGGCCCGACUCCCCCCAGAUCAGCUACCACGAGAUCGGCCGCGCCAUCGCCACCAUGAUGUCCGAGAGGGUGUUCCGCCGGGACGCGUACCUGGCGGAGGCGCGGCAGGACCUGCUGCGGGGCGUGGAGGAUUUCCUGGACGCCAGCAUCGUCCUGCCGCCCGCCGAGGCCCCCAGCGAGCCGCUGCUCCGCGCCCUGGUGCCGCUGCAGCAGGAGCUGCUCCGCCGGCGCUACCAACCCCUCGAGAGGCUGCACAUCGGGGACUUCCUGAAAGAUCUGGGUACGCCGGGGGGCCCCCCGCGACCCCCCGUCCCCGCGAUUUUCAAGGACCAGAUUUUCAAGGACCACCCGCUGCAGCGGCGCUACGACGUGCAGGACGAGUACCAGCGUGGGGUGCCAGAGCCCAACACGGCGCUGCUGUCCCUCGUCCUCAUGGCCGGCACCUUCUUCCUGGCCUUCUUCCUGCGCAAGUUCAAGAACAGCUCCUUCCUGCCUGGCAAGGUCCGGCGCUUGAUCGGGGAUUUUGGGGUGCCCAUUUCCAUCUUCAUCAUGGCGCUGGCCGACUUCUUCAUCAGCGACACGUACACCCAGAAACUCAGCGUCCCCAAGGGGCUGCAGGUCACCAACGCGACUGCCCGGAGCUGGUUCAUCCAGCCCAUGGGGGAGAAGAAACCCUUCCCCAUCUGGAUGAUGUUUGCCUCCGUCAUUCCCGCCCUCCUCGUCUUCAUCCUCAUCUUCCUCGAGACACAGAUCACCACCCUCAUCGUCAGCAAGCCCGAGAGGAAACUGGUGAAGGGCACCGGCUUCCACCUGGACCUGCUGCUGAUCGUGGCCAUGGGGGGGCUGGCGGCCCUUUUUGGGAUGCCCUGGCUCAGCGCCACCACCGUCCGCACCAUCACCCACGCCAACGCCCUCACCAUCAUGAGCAAGACCUCAGCUCAGGGCGAGAAAUCCCAGAUCCUGGAGGUCAAGGAGCAGCGCAUCAGCGGCCUCUUGGUGGCCGUGCUCAUUGGCGUCUCCAUCCUGAUGGAGCCCAUCCUGAAGUACAUCCCGCUGGCCGUGCUCUUCGGCAUCUUCCUCUACAUGGGCGUCACCUCCCUCUUCGGCAUCCAGCUCUUCGACCGCAUCCUGCUCCUGCUGAAGCCCCCCAAGUACCACCCCGACGAGCCCUACGUCACUCGGGUGAAGACUUGGAGGAUGCACCUGUUCACCUUCACCCAGAUCGUCUUCCUGGUGGUGCUGUGGGUGGUGAAGUCCACCCCGGCCUCGCUGGCGCUGCCCUUCGUCCUCAUCCUCACCGUGCCGCUGCGGCGCUUCCUGCUCCCCAGGAUCUUCCGGGACAUCGAGCUCAAAUGUCUGGAUGCAGAUGACGCUGUUGUGACCUUUGAUGAGGCCGAGGGGACAGAUGUGUACAACGAGGUGCAGAUGCCCAGUUAAGGGGUGGCCCUGGCCCCCCAGUGCCCCCCCAGCCCUGCUUCCAUCUCCACUGCUGCCAUCCUGGGGCCACCGGGCAAACAAGAACUGGGGACACCGUCCCCACCUGCCCAC